Molecule: messenger RNA, 459 nt
Organism: Dermacentor albipictus
Lineage: Eukaryota; Metazoa; Arthropoda; Arachnida; Ixodida; Ixodidae
Product: RNA polymerase-associated protein RTF1 homolog
Source: RefSeq, a predicted model, not a curated record
AUGGCGUUCUGGUUGUUGAGCGGUCUUCUAGGCGCUGCUGUGGCUCCCGGUGGUACCGUUGAAAAAGGGACCUGUCGGUGCGGUUACUACAUCAACGGGAGAAGUUUUCGAAUCACGGAGACCACGCGUGACUCGAAACGCGGCAGCGCCGCUGUGUCUAGAGGCUCCGAGACGUCAGAGAGCGAUGAUGACUGGACUGGCGAGGACAAGGGAACCGCUAAGGCACGCAAAGGCAAGCUGUCGAUGGACAUGGCUAGGAAGAACUGCUCAUUGGGUAGUGAAGCUAAGAACAAGAGCGCCGCGUCGUCCUCGUCCGACCCCGAGGAGGGCGAAGUCUUGGACACUGACGGCGGUUCCUCGGUGCCGGCCGGCGGCGGCGGCAGCGAAGACGGCGAUGACGACGAUUCUGAAGAAGAGGAGCUGAAUGAUGCCUAUGACGAGGGCCUCGUGGGCGCUUGA